UGGAGAUGAUGAGGCAACCCCAGAGUCAGUGAGUGUGCGAUUGUUUUAAUAUGGCGAGGAGUUUGUUAUUGACGUGAGAAUUUCCCAGUGGUUUUUCUCGAGUGCAGUUGAGGAAAAAAAGUACGAAUUUGCAGGUGGAAGUGCAUGUGGAGACUGUGGACACACAGUCCAAGUGGAUAGUGAGUGGUGUGCACGUGACACGGGGCAGUGCAUGAGGGUAGAAGAGUUAAGGUAUUAGAGAGUGAAGUGCAAAAAGUUUAAAGAACUUGCCAUGGAUUCGAUGGCAAAGAAGCCCAAGAGUGCCCCAAAUUUGCCCAAUCAACACCAACCACCGGCACAGAAUCAUUCGGGGCCCCGUGUCGUGACCAUCUACAAAACCGAAACGGGCUUUGGCUUCAAUGUCCGGGGACAGGUGAGCGAAGGGGGCCAAUUGCGCUCAAUCAAUGGGGAAUUGUAUGCGCCCCUACAGCACGUCAGUGCCGUCCUGGACAAUGGAGCCGCCGAGAAGGCAGGCAUCAAGAAAGGCGAUCGAAUUCUCGAAGUGAAUAAUGUGAAUGUUGAGGGAGCAACACAUAAGCAAGUGGUGGAUCUGAUAAAAUCAGGAGGAGACUGUCUCACACUCACGGUGAUUUCGGUGACACAGCAGGAGGCGGAAAGGCUAGAACCGCAGGAAGAUCCGGGUGGAUAUUCCUAUAUUGACUACUCGGAGAAGCGCUCUCUGCCAAUUAGUAUUCCUGACUACAAUGUGGUAACACGCAAUGGUGAACGCUUUGUCGUGUUCAACAUUCACAUGGCCGGAAGGCAACUGUGUUCACGGCGUUACCGGGAAUUUUCGAAUUUGCACACAUCACUCAAGAAGGAAUUCACAGGCUUCAAUUUUCCUAAGUUGCCCAGUAAAUGGCCAUUUCAGCUCAGUGAACAACAAUUGGAUGCCCGAAGACGUGGCCUGGAGCAGUAUCUUGAGAAAGUUUGUGCUGUACGGGUGAUUGCAGAGAGUGAGGCUGUUCAGGAAUUUCUAACGGACAACGAAGAUGAUCUGUCAGCAUCACCAGUCGACAUCAAAGUCAUGCUGCCAGAUCAUGAAGUGGUGACGGUAUCCGUUAGAAAAUCCGCCAAUGCACAGACUGUUUGGGACAUUUUAGUGCAACGAGCUCACUUCACAUCCUACAUUCAGCAGUAUUUCUAUCUCUUCGAAAUUGUCGAGUACAAUUUUGAACGAAAACUGCAGCCACAUGAAAUUCCACAUCAGCUUUAUGUACAAAACUACAGCACAGCCUCCAGCACGUGUCUGUGCGUCCGGAGAUGGCUGUUCUCUAUUAAUCGCGAGCUCACCCUUCCCGCUGGGGAGCUAGCCACCAAGUUUAUCUUCUAUCAGGCCGUGGACGAGGUUAAUCGUGGCAAUAUUCGCGCCGAUGGGCGUCUGUAUGAGCUGAAAGCCCUACAGGAUUCCAAGAGAGCGCCCGAGUAUCUAGCUCUGGCGAGAACUCUUCCCGGAUACGGAGACGUUGUCUUUCCCCAUUGCGCCUGUGACAGUCGCAAAGAUGGGCAUGUUGUGCCAUCCGUUGGAAUGAAGAGCUUCCGACUGCAUGCAUGUCGGGAAGAUGGUUCUCUUGAGACUCAGACAGUAGAACUCACAUGGGACACAAUCACUCGCUGGGAGAGUGAUGAGGAAUCAAUGGCAUUUUGCUUUCAGUACAGUCGCAAUGAUAAACCAUUGCGGUGGGUCAAAGUAUUCACGCCAUAUCAUGCCUUCUUGGCGGACUGUUUCGAUCGAAUAAUGGAGGAAAGAAAGUGGGAUGACACGGGUGAUUAGCAAUAAUGACAAAAAUAGAGAAUUUUGAGACUUUUUGCCUACAACAAAAGCUCACAAAAAAAAGCAACAUUACGCAGUUUCAACAAUGGAUGAUGAAAAUUUCCCUAAACACCUAUCUAUAGAGAAAUUGUACAUGUAGCAAUUAAAUGAUUAAAACAAAAAAAAACAAAUUUACCUGCAAUUUAGUGUGAAAAUUUCUAUCUAAAUUCUUCUUAUCACAGAUUAACAAAUAAUUGCAGACACGAAAAUAAAAAGAAAAUUUAAAAAAAAAAAUGAAAAACUGUCCAAGAAAAUUAUCAGAAAAUGAUAAUCUAAUUUGAGAGAGACAACAAAACAAAAAGCAAAGCGAUAGAACACAUAUUAAAACAUUCUAAAACUAUUUAUAAAAAUUGAUAAAGACUUUUUCUUUGGAAUUUUUUGUCACAAAAGUAACAACUUAGAGGCAAUAACAAAAAAAAAUCACUGAAGAUUGUACAUUUCUCGAUAAGUACACCCCGAAAACACGUCAAGUAAAAAAAAAAUGGAAGUAAAAUCUAAUAGUAAUUCUUAUUCAUACUUAUAAUAUAUUUUUUUAUUAUUGUAUAUGAAAUGAGAAAAAAAAUGAAAACACUUUGUACACACUCUUUAACUUGUUUGUUAAAUGAAUUACAAAGAACAUUUAAAAGAAAAAAGAAAAAAAAGUUCUAAGUAUCUGCGUUAAAGAGUCAUGAAAAUUGUUGCAUCUGACAUUCUAUCGAGUAUAUUAAAGAAAAAAAAACUAUUAUUGAAUUUGUGAUUUAUAUAUAUUUAAAAAAAGAGAAGAUUAAACAAAAAACUAUGUGGAGAUAGAGAAAAGAAGUAAAAGUGUUAAAUAAAAUGAAAACAAUUUACCUUGUUAGGGUAUUAAAAAAGUGUCUGUUUGUGUCCAUAAUAUAAUUCUCAAUAUAAGAUCUUAUUUUCUAAAAAAAAAACAAAUAUAAAUAAAUGAAAAAUACUUGCUAUUGAAUCACAAUUUUCCCUGCCCUUCCUCUCUCUCUAGCUCUUAUAAAAAAAAUAUUUUAAUAAAAUAUCCUCCCUUUUUUUAAUAAAUGCAUUCCAAAUCGUCCCUGAGAAUAAUUAUUCCAUCUUUUAGAUGUGUGUUAUAUUCUAAUUAUUUCAUAAUAAAUCAUAAGACUAUGAUAAAAUCAUAUAAAUAUUUCAUUUAUGAUAAUAAACAAAAAUGAAAAUUUUGAAAAUGAGAAUCAUUCAUAAAGAAAAUGCACAUUGUAGCGAAAAAAAAGAAAAACAACCGUAGGAAAAGUAGAUAAAAAAGCACCAAUUUCAGAGAAAAAAAAUCGUAGUGAUUUAAUAGUUAAGAACUACAAAAAAUAUUCUCUUAAAAAAAUACUCUUACACCAUGAAAUGAAUAUUUUUGAUGGAAGUUGGAAAUGAAUUUUACAUUCCGCCGUGAUAUAGAGUGAAUAAAAAAAACUGAAGUUAUUUAACGUUCAAAGGAAAAUUCUUUGCUUUCCUCUAUAAUUUUUAAUAAAUAAAAUCACAGGAAAAAAACUCUUUUAGGUAAAUUUGAAUAUAUUUUCUCAUUCAGUGAUGUAAUUUAUUGUGAAAAAAAAAUAAUAACUUAGAUGUGAAGUAAAACUCUUUUAGUUAAACUAUUUUAUUUUAUUUUUGUGUAAAGUUAGCAAAAAGAGAGAGAAUUUAAACUUAUCUUGUAGUGAAAUAACAUUAGGAUUAAAAUAUUAUUAAUGUAUUCAUGAUAUAUACAUAAAAAUAAAACAAUAGCAUUGCA
Messenger RNA from Phlebotomus papatasi, 3578 nucleotides. RefSeq names its product sorting nexin-27 (gene Snx27). The transcript has 5 exons. Gene Ontology annotation, molecular function: phosphatidylinositol-3-phosphate binding; protein binding. Gene Ontology annotation, cellular component: early endosome. NCBI's taxonomy places the organism in Eukaryota, Metazoa, Arthropoda, Insecta, Diptera, Psychodidae. Gene Ontology annotation, biological process: intracellular protein transport; signal transduction. The record is from RefSeq and is a predicted model, not a curated record. Bases 272 to 1813 code for a protein of 513 amino acids.